GGCCCCGCUCUCGGCAGUAGGGGUGUGCUGCUCGAUGGUCACGCCCCUGCCUCUGAGUGACAGGACUGUGGACAACAACACUCCCACUUGGACUUGAAGUUUGUCGGCCCUUGGCUUGGCUGAGCUGAGACGAUAUUUUGGAGCUAAACGAUGGGUAGAAAAGAUUCCUCGACUACAAAACUUCCUGUUGAUCAGUAUAGAAAGCAAAUUGGUAAACAGGAUUAUAAAAAAAACAAACCUAUUUUACGAGCAACCAAAUUAAAAGCAGAAGCAAAGAGAACAGCAAUAGGCAUAAAGGAAGUUGGCCUUGUACUGGCAGCUAUUCUGGCCCUUCUGCUGGCUUUCUACGCUUUCUUUUAUCUCAGACUGUCAACGGAUAUGGACUCUGAUUUGGACCCAGAUGAAGACUAGCUGAACAGCAAUCUGCAUAGAAGGGAACUAAUUUUUAUAGAAGCACAUUUUGAGACAAAUAUAUUCUGAAGUACUUAGGACUUAAGUUUUUAAAAAUAUUUUCUUCUGGUACUUUCAGCUAUCAGAAUUAUCUUUUUGCACAGGAUAUCAGUAAGAGGACACAUCCUAGCAAUCUAGUGCAAUGUAUGGUUUUUGAUACUUUUAUAAGAAUUCCUUCUUUGAUAGGUAUUAAUUUAAAUAAAAUAGAUUUAGGAUGCUAAAUUUUUCACGUGUGUUACUGUACUUAAGCGUGUAAUUCCAUCAGUUACAGAAUAUUAGAUAUUGUUUUGUUCUAUGUGUAUCACAAGUGAAAUUAUCUAUCAUCAUUUACAGAGGCAUACUCAAAUCAUAUUCAUAGCAGAAGAAGAAAUGUAAAGGCAUGGGAAAUUUUACUUUACAAAGAUGCCCUGCUUUCCUUCCAGACAUAUUUUAUAUCACAAGAGAGACUAUCUGCACACACAUCUACAGUCAUCUUUUUCCUUCCUUGCCAACUGUUAGUGCACAUGUGCUCCAUCAGAGAUGGCACCUGGAUGACAGAAGCUCAAAGAGUCACAUAUGUCUCUAAGACAGAGUUCCUUUCCUUUCAGGCUUCCUGGUGUAAAUAGAAAGUUCAGUUGAUCUUGAUUUUAAUUAGCUUAUUACUCUAUUAAUAUAAAGUUGAAAUUCUAUUUUAAUUAUAUCGUUCUGGCUGCCUGAAGUAUCAGUUGCCCCUGUGUUAGGGAGAUAUGUAACAAUCUGUCACUUAAUUGUGCAGGCAUUUUCAUGCCACAGAAUUAGCAGAAGCACUUCAUACACAGAACAUUUUCCUGGGUAGACUCCUAAGUCUGAACAUUACAAAGUAGUUAAAGCUAUAUUUUGUUUUUUCUGAGAAUCAGUUAAAACUCUGUAAUUAAAAAUAAAUUCACAUCAGAUUACUUUCUAUGCACUGUUCUAUAAGUUUUUGGCAUAGUUUUCAUUUGUUGUAGCCUAAUGGUUAUUUAGUAUGUUUAUCAGGAGCAAAAUUUUUAAUACAUUUUCUAAAACACAUGAACACAUGAAGCUCAGAAAAUUGGAAAAUAUCUUCACAAGAGAGUUUUUACAUUUACUACCUAAUGUAAAGAAUAUAGAACGUUGACAUUUUGAAACAUGUACAUGAUGUUUUAAAGUAUAUACAUUAUAUUUAUGCAAAAUAGAAACAAUAUUGUUUCUGUACCUGUGAAUUAAUAAAAGCUUUAAUAAGUA
This is a messenger RNA of Jaculus jaculus (lesser Egyptian jerboa), 1671 nucleotides long. It is a transcript of the gene Triqk, whose product is annotated as triple QxxK/R motif containing. NCBI's taxonomy places the organism in Eukaryota, Metazoa, Chordata, Mammalia, Rodentia, Dipodidae. The transcript is spliced from 4 exons. Bases 151 to 411 code for a protein of 86 amino acids. The record is from RefSeq and is a predicted model, not a curated record. Gene Ontology annotation, cellular component: endoplasmic reticulum membrane.